AUGAACCCAAUUACACCUGCAGAGAGAGCUAAAUAUGCAGAGAUCUUCCAAGCAAGAGGGCAAAUGAAUGGCUACAUGCCUGGCGCAACUGCUAGAGAUGUUCUUUUGAAUUCCAAUCUACCUCCUCAUCGACUGGAACGCAUCUGGGAUCUUGCUGAUAUAGACAAGGAUGGAAAUCUUGAUUUUGAAGAAUUCUGUGUGGCCAUGCACCUCACAUUUAGCUGCAUCAAUGGCAUUGAACCACCAAUGAGUUUACCUCCUCAUCUCGUGCCUCCAAACAAAUCGCACUUUUUUGCAAUCCAACCACAACAAACAGCAGUAUACGCACAGCCAACUGGAUAUGCCUACCAAUCUCCCAACACGUAUGCGCCAUACAAUUCUUACUCGCCUCAGCAUAACAUCCCACAACCACCACUACCACAAAGCGCCCCAGAGUUUUCGUGGGAUAUGACAUCACAAGAACUGGAGUCUUAUCAGCGCACAUAUUCCAAGUAUGCUCAUAACAGUGAGAAAGCCAAAUUUGUCCAAUUUGAGGAUUUCUAUUCAUCUCUCGGCCUCUCUCGCACCGACUUGACUAAUGCCUGGGCCCUAGUGAAUGUUAACCGGACAACCGCCAUCACUAAGGACCAAUGUCUCACAUUCUUCCAUAUCCUUUCUCAACGCCAACAAGGCACUAUUAUUCCCAAAACUCUUCCUCCUGAUCUCCAGGAGGCCUUUGGAAGUGAAUAUGAAGGAAGUCUAAGAGACCGUGUGAGCACUGGAAAGUACCGGGACGACAGAGGUCCAAAGUCAGCUAAUAAACGGGAAGAGGAAGAUCGCCUAAAACGCGAACUAGAAGAUCUCAAGCGCCGUGUUCGUGAUGCUGAAGAGCGUGCAUCCGAACCCUCAAAGGAAGACACGAGUGCGUUUGGAUCGCGACCAUUGAAAGAUCAAUUCGAAGCUCUGUACGAGUAUAAGCUCCGCCAAUUGACUGAUCAGAACGAUGUAGAAGCCAAAGUACGACAGCAGGAACGUGACAUUGAGGCUGCUCGCGAUGCUGUGCGUCGAUUGACUCGGGUAGUAGACGAUGUUAGAAGUCAAAAGAGAGAGAUGGAGACAUUGUUGGAGGAUACACGCGCGCAGGUGCAAAACACAUACAAACAGAUGCAUUGAUUAAACAUGUCCGCUGGACAGAAGCAUACUAUCUUUAAUUUCCUCCCAACUGUCCACACAAUAUAUGGUUUUUUGGUGGUUAUUGGAAGAAGAAAGGGGUUGAAUAGAAAAGCCGUUUUCCUUU
Molecule: messenger RNA, 1276 nt
Organism: Phycomyces blakesleeanus NRRL 1555(-)
Lineage: Eukaryota; Fungi; Mucoromycota; Mucoromycetes; Mucorales; Phycomycetaceae
Exons: 6
Coding region: 1-1152 (383 amino acids)
Biological process (GO): endocytosis; endosomal transport; actin filament organization
Cellular component (GO): plasma membrane; cytoplasm
Molecular function (GO): calcium ion binding; protein binding
Source: RefSeq, a predicted model, not a curated record